This is a messenger RNA of Theobroma umbraticum, 2153 nucleotides long. RefSeq lists its product as uncharacterized. Lineage: Eukaryota; Viridiplantae; Streptophyta; Magnoliopsida; Malvales; Malvaceae. Gene Ontology annotation, cellular component: cytoplasm; membrane. The record is from RefSeq and is a predicted model, not a curated record.
GCAAUCAGGUCCUGAAAAAGCAAAGCAGCAGCAAUUUCCACUUUGCGUCAUUUCCUUGUAAUUCACUCAAACAAACAGCCCUCCAGUUCGGGGUUUUUGAGAUCCCAAGAGGAAGAAAGUGAGAAUUUCAAUCUAGCGUAGUAUUCAAAGUCAUUAUUAUUUGUUAAUUCUUUUUCUUUGUAAGCAUAUUCUGAUCUGAUCAGGGUUCUAUGGACUCAGUCUAGUCAAUAAAAACUUUCCCAGAAAAUUGUGCCAGUCGAUAUCUUACCCAGAAGCAAACAGCGUAUCUCUCGGUUUUUCCGUUUGUUUCCUUGUCUUUCGACAGUGGGCAGUAUCAAGCUCUCUUAGCCAGGACAUCAUUGCGGGGAAAUUUGAUAGAUUACUGGUGUAGCCGGAGUGGCGCUAAUAGCUUUACCAUCAUCUACAUACAUCUAUGUUUGGAGGUCUCGUGGCAGCUCCUAUCAAUAGCCCGCAUUUAAGGAAGUCUGGUGGCAGAGCUAUUGUCUCUCAUCUUGCUGAUGAACUGGGAAAUGGUGUUGAGGAUGGUCACUUGCAUCCCAUAGAGGUAAAUGGUCUGAAGAGUGCAAGUACACCGAUGGUUACUGUUGCAAUAGCGCCAUCACCUAUGUUAUUAUGGAGAUUCAAGGUACUAUUGUUCCUACUCUGGGCUUUCAUCUGCAGUAAGAUUGGUUGGCAUUCUGUGAUGCGAAUGAGUGUCGACUUACGGGACCUAUUUCUAUAUGAGGCAUUUUUGUAUUAUAAUCCUCUUCUUCUUGUGACUACAAUGGUAUGGCUCUGGGGAAUCAAUUUAUGGGUGUUUUCUCAGUCUAAUGUCAAUUAUGCCAAAAUUUUUGAUCUUGAUCAGAAUCAUCUUACUCAUAGAGAAAUAUGGAAGGAUUUCAAUAUGUUUGACAUUCGUGUAGCUAAGUGUGCUACCUGGAUGACUAUCAUUGUUCCGACUAGUAUGACAGCAUAUCUUUAUCUUUAUUCUCAUGGAGAAGUGUUGUUGGCUGCCUCACAACCAGUGCUUUUAUAUUUUGCUGUUGUGAUGAUUUUGAUAUUCCCUUUUGACAUAUUUUAUUUUUCAUCCCGUUACUACUUGCUAAGGACUCUUUGGCGGAUAGUUCUUCCGUUACAGGCAAUAUCUUUUUCUGACUUCUUCCUGGCUGAUAUUUUGACUUCGAUGGCAAAGGUUUUUUCUGAUUUGGAGCGCUCAGUUUGUAGAAUGGUCCAUCGACAGGUUGCCACUAUUGCCUGGUUUGAAGCUGAUUCUGUUUGUGGGAGUCACUCCAUUGCAAUCCCUUUAGUGCUCGUUUUGCCCUACCUUUUCCGGUUUUUCCAAUGUCUUCGACAAUACAAGGAUUCCGGUGAAAGAUCAACGCUUUUAAAUGCACUGAAAUAUUCGACGGCAGUGCCUGUGAUUUUUCUUUCAGCCCUUAAAUACCAUGUCUUACCUGAUAGCUGGAUUAAUUUUUAUCGUCCUCUAUGGCUUCUUUCGAGUGUUUUGAAUUCAUUGUAUUCAUUUUAUUGGGAUGUGACACGAGAUUGGGACUUGAGUGGCUUCACUAGUAUUUUCAAGUUCAAUAAAUCCCAACUCUGCUCUCACCUUUUACACGGAAGAAUAUGGGUAUAUAUUUGGGUGAUAGGAAGCAACUUGAUCCUGCGUUGCACAUGGACAUACAAACUGUCAGCUCAUCUCCGUCAUAACUACCUUACUGUGUUUACUAUUGGUGCCUUGGAGAUUUUCCGCCGUUUCCAAUGGAUUUUCUUCCGUGUAGAGAAUGAGUGGAAUAAAAUGAACUCCAGGUCAAACAUUCAGCCCUCCUUGAAUGAUCCAACCAAUGAGGAAGUGAAAUUACUUGCUUCAGAUGGCCACAAUGUAUAGAUCAAAGAGUGAUUGUCUUUGAUAACAGCUUCAUGGAGGUUCAUUAUCAUAUGAUUGAUAACCUCCCUAUUUUUGCCAAAAGAAAGCUUUGAUCAGUCAUUUUUGAAUUAUCUACAUGGUCACAUCAAAUUUUUUUUAUUCAUUCAUACUUACUAGGAGUAGUUGCAAGUUUUUUUUUUUUUUUUGAAAAUUUUGAAAAUAUAUCUGGAAGCUUUUUUUCGAAAAUUCAUUCUGCUGCUUGCAUAUUGGAGAAUUUCCUGAGGUUGUA